Messenger RNA from Oryza brachyantha (malo sina), 2277 nucleotides. Its product is annotated as casein kinase 1-like protein HD16. The coding region runs from base 148 to 2064 and encodes 638 amino acids. The record is from RefSeq and is a predicted model, not a curated record. Lineage: Eukaryota; Viridiplantae; Streptophyta; Magnoliopsida; Poales; Poaceae. The transcript is spliced from 16 exons. Gene Ontology annotation, biological process: peptidyl-serine phosphorylation; endocytosis; signal transduction. Gene Ontology annotation, molecular function: ATP binding; protein serine/threonine kinase activity. Gene Ontology annotation, cellular component: cytoplasm; nucleus.
CAUUUACAACCGCUGGAUUUUUCCCCCCUUCCCCUCCCCGUCGCCGCCGACCUGCCUCACCCGUCGCCGGAGGCCAAUCCCUAGCCCCCCAGCGCGACCCGAUCGCCUCGCUCCCCCGGCGAGCCGAUGGGUCUGCGCCGCUGAAGCAUGCCAGCGCGCCGGGGCCGUGGAAAGCGGAAGCAGCAGCAGCAACCGCCGCCGCAGCCGUCGCCGAGCCCGGAGGAAGCGCCGCGGGACGUGGGGCAGCCGGAGCGGAAGCAGCGCGAGGGGAUGGAAGGGUCCGACAAGGGGGGCGCCGGCGACGACGGGAGCCCCGCGCCGCUCCCGGAGACGAUACAAAUUGGAAAUUCACCGACCUAUAAGCUUGAUAGGAAACUUGGAAAGGGAGGAUUUGGACAAGUAUAUGUUGGCCGACGUAUUUCCUCUCCUACUCAUGGCAACAGGAACUCUGGUGCAAAUGCUUUAGAGGUUGCACUAAAAUUUGAACAUCGAACCAGCAAAGGCUGUAGCUAUGGAGCUCCCUACGAGUGGCAAGUCUACAACACUCUUAGUGGAAAUCAUGGUGUCCCACGGGUACACUACAAAGGAAAGCAGGGCGGGUUUUACAUCAUGGUUAUGGAUAUGUUGGGACCAAGCCUUUGGGAUGUUUGGAAUAACAAUUCCCACUCGAUGUCUGUUGAGAUGGUUGCUUGUAUAGGUAUAGAGGCCAUCUCCAUACUAGAAAAGAUGCAUGCUAAAGGAUACGUCCAUGGUGAUGUGAAACCUGAGAACUUUUUGCUUGGUCCUCCAGAUACUCCUGAAGGGAAGAAACUUUUUCUUGUUGAUCUUGGGCUGGCUACUAAGUGGAGAGAUGCUGGUACAGGAAAGCAUGUUGAAUAUGACCAGAGACCUGAUAUCUUUAGGGGUACUGUUCGCUAUGCUAGCGUGCAUGCCCACUUGGGAAGAACCGGAUGCAGGAGAGAUGACCUUGAAUCCCUUGCAUACACACUUAUUUUUCUUCUGCGUGGCCGCUUGCCUUGGCAAGGAUUUCAGGGAGAGAAUAAAGGUUUUCUUGUCUGCAAGAAAAAGAUGGCAACAUCUCCAGAAUCUUUAUGUGGCAUUGGUCCACCGCCUUUCCGACAAUUUGUUGAGUAUGUUGUGAACUUGAAGUUUGAUGAAGAGCCAAACUAUGCAAAAUGCAUCUCUCUUUUUGAUGGCAUUGUUGGUCCAAAUCCAGAUAUCAGACCAUUAAACACUGAUGGUGCCCAGAAGCUUGUAUAUCAGGUUGGUCAGAAGAGAGGCCGCCUCACAGUGGCCGAAGAUGAUGAGCAACCUAAGAAAAAGAUUAGAAUGGGAAUGCCAGCGACCCAGUGGAUUAGUGUGUAUAAUGCCCGUCGACCUAUGAAGCAGAGAUACCACUACAAUGUAUCAGAUGAUAGGUUAGCACCACAUAUUCAAAAAGGAAAUGAAGAUGGUUUGUUUAUAAGUUCAGUUUCAUCUUGUUCAAAUCUGUGGGCUUUAAUUAUGGAUGCUGGCACGGGUUUUACCUCUCAAGUACAUGAACUUUCCCAUUACUUUCUUCACAAGGAAUGGAUAAUGGAGCAGUGGGAGAGAAAUUACUAUAUUACUGCUUUGGCUGGUGCAAAUAAUGGAAGCUCGGUGGUGAUCAUGUCGACAGGAACACCAUAUGCACAGCAAUCAUACAAAGUAAGUGAUUCAUUUCCCUUCAAAUGGAUAAACAAAAAGUGGAAGGAGGGAUUCUAUGUUACUGCCUUGGCCACAGCAGGAAGUCGCUGGGCUGUGGUCAUGUCCCGAAAUGCUGGUUUUACACAUCAGGUAGUGGAACUUGAUUUCUUGUAUCCGAGCGAGGGAAUCCACCAACGCUGGGAUAGCGGUUAUCGCAUAACCGCAACGGCAGCCACAUGUGACCAGGUGGCUUUGAUCCUGAGCAUACCUAGAAGAAAGCCUAACGACGAAACACAGGAGACCCUGAGAACAUCUGCUUUUCCUGGCCAGCAUGUAAAGGAAAAAUGGUCAAAAAAUCUUUAUUUAGGCUCCAUUUGCUAUGGAAGAUCAGUGUCGUGAAGUCCAUUUCCCGAGCUGGUUCUUUGUAAGAUUAAGACAUUAUAAUAUGAACCACCGGUUUUGUGAUAAGAUAAUGGGGGGAUUUUGAAGUGCAAACUCUUAACUUACUCGUAGCCUUGAAAAAGUAUAACUACCCUAGCUAACCAAAAGGUAACGUAUGAUGAAAGACUUUCUUCGUUUUUGUGGAAUGAGUAAAGAAUCAUUUCCUCUAUC